UAAUUACGAAAUCAUUGAUAUUUAAUUUUUUUUCUUUUUUAAAUUACAUGAAUAAGCGACAAUAUUGAUACGAAACUACAAAAUUGCAUUGCAUUAUUUGUUGUGGAGAAUGGUCACCGUACGAUGUUGUGGAGAACUCGUCACUUAAAACGGCGACUUGUUUUGAUUUUGUGUUUGGGAGGCAGUUUUAUAUUUUUCUUAUCUAACAAAAUAGCAAAGAGCUCUAAGCUUGUACCAGAUGAUUAUGAAAUCAAGCACACUUUGUUAAGACAACCCUUUGAAUGGCAGCCUAAGAUUUCAGAAGUACAGUUGGGGGAGGGAAAUUCUACAAAGAAACAAGUAUGCAGGAAUUCCAUUCAGGGAAAGAGUAUCAUUGUGGAUGAGAGAGGGUUUGUGUGCAACCGUACAUCAGUGGACUCGCAUGGCUGUUGUAAUGUGAAAGUGCGACCGAGAUCAACAUCAAAGCAUCGCUGUGAUACCUGUCUGAAGAAUGCCUGUUGUGUUGUGUAUGAAUAUUGUGUAUCUUGCUGCCUAAAACCAGAUAAGAGACCACUACUGCAGAAGAUUCUCACUAAUGCACGUGAGGGAUUAGACAUUGCUCUGGGUUCUGUGUCUGAUCACUUUGAACUCUGUUUGGCCAAAUGCAGAACAUCUUCCAUGAGUGUGCAGCAUGAGAAUUCUUACCGUAAUGCAUAUGCCAAGCACUGCUAUGGAGAAAACCCUCCAGAGCUUCAAGCUCUAGUGACUUAGUUGGCUAUUUGGAUCUGUGUUUAAUUUUUUUUAUUAUAUGAACAAUAU
This is a messenger RNA of Ostrea edulis (European flat oyster), 798 nucleotides long. Its product is annotated as SREBP regulating gene protein-like. The record is from RefSeq and is a predicted model, not a curated record. The transcript is spliced from 5 exons. Bases 124 to 750 code for a protein of 208 amino acids. NCBI's taxonomy places the organism in Eukaryota, Metazoa, Mollusca, Bivalvia, Ostreida, Ostreidae. Gene Ontology annotation, biological process: positive regulation of SREBP signaling pathway.